GUUUUAUCUGAGAGGCUGAAUAUACACAGUGGUUGACCAUAUAUAUAAAAAUAGAACUGAACCACAGCCUGCAGGAAGCUUUCUGGAAAACCAACCCCUUAUCUACAACCAUCAGCCUAGGAAGCCAGCCUGCUGACCAGCCCAGAGAAAGCCAGAUAUGGCUAACAUAUUACAUAUGGACGCCCGGCUUCUCAUCUACCGGCAGCUUCCCCAUGCCAACAGCCUCCGACGAGGGCACACCUGAAGCCUUCCGCUUUUUCCACUAUCAACCUUUCCCCUCCUCUGCUGCCUUUGAGUUUCUGCCAAAAUAGAAGCGGUAGUGGAGCCAACUCUCUUGCACAUAAAAGUCUCAAAUGAAACAUGACUGAGGACUCCCAGAGAAACUUUCGUUCAGUAUAUUAUGAAAAAGUGGGGUUUCGUGGAGUUGAAGAAAAGAAAUCAUUAGAAAUUCUCCUAAAAGAUGACUGUCUGGAUAUUGAGAAACUUUGUACUUUUAGUCAGAGGUUCCCACUCCCAUCCAUGUACCGUGCAUUGGUCUGGAAGGUGCUUCUAGGAAUCUUGCCUCCACACCAUGAGUCUCAUGCCCAGGUGAUGAUGUAUCGCAAGGAACAGUACACUGAUGUCCUUCAUGCCCUGGAAGUCAUUCGUUUUAUCAGUGAUGCCACACCUCAGGUUGAAGUCUAUCUCUACAUGCAUCUGCUGGAGUCUGGGAAGUUGCCUCGAAGCCCCUCUUUUCCACUGGAGCCAGAUGAUGAAGUAUUUCUUGCCAUUGCUAAAGCCGUGGAAGAGAUGGUGGAAGAUAGCGUGGACUGUUACUGGAUCACCCGAUGUUUUGUGAACCAACUGAAUAGCAAGUACCGGGAUUUUCUACCCCAGCUGCCAAAGGCUUUUGAACAAUACUUGAAUCUGGAAGAUAGCCGACUGUUGAGUCAUCUGAAGACGUGUUCUGCAGUGUCCAAACUUCCCUAUGAUCUCUGGUUCAAGAGGUGCUUUGCCGGGUGCUUGCCUGAAUCCAGCUUACAGAGGGUUUGGGAUAAAGUUGUAAGUGGAUCCUGUAAGAUACUAGUUUUUGUAGCUGUGGAGAUUCUCUUAACCUUUAAAAUAAAAGUAAUGGCACUGAACAGUGCAGAGAAGAUAACAAAGUUUCUGGAAAACAUCCCCCAGGACAGCUCGGAUGCGAUUGUGAGCAAGGCCAUCGACCUGUGGCACAAACACUGCGGGACCCCGGUCCACUCCGCCUGAACAUUCCCGAUGCUGCAGAUAGUCUGCCAGGCCUGCCCAGAGCGUUUUUUUCUUCGGACGUGAUCUACAAAACUGAUGAUAAGGUUCUUGCUUUGGUGCUUAAAGUGUAAUUGCUUUCUCAGUGAAAUUUAUUUAAGA
Messenger RNA from Hippopotamus amphibius kiboko, 1380 nucleotides. RefSeq names its product TBC1 domain family member 7 (gene TBC1D7). The transcript is spliced from 9 exons. NCBI's taxonomy places the organism in Eukaryota, Metazoa, Chordata, Mammalia, Artiodactyla, Hippopotamidae. The record is from RefSeq and is a predicted model, not a curated record. Gene Ontology annotation, biological process: activation of GTPase activity; negative regulation of TOR signaling. Bases 361 to 1242 code for a protein of 293 amino acids. Gene Ontology annotation, molecular function: GTPase activator activity.